AUGAAGACUGACAAAGUUGAUGUUGUCCAAAGGAGGGUUAACCUUAUGGAAAAGGAAGGUGUGAAUUUUGUGGUCUAUGUUAAUGUAGGAAAAGAUCCUUUUUACUCAUUGGAUCGGCUUCGCCAGGAGAAUGAUGCUAUUGUUUUGGCGGACCUCCCUGUUCCUGGGCGCGAACUCACUGGAGUCCAUUUUGAUAUGGAGUUUCUUCACGCCAAUACUAAAAGCUUGCUUGAUAGCAAUCAUCAGGACGGUAAAUACAUCUCUGCAAAGGGCAAGAAGGUAGUGGUAAUUGGUGGAGGUGACACCGGCACAGAUUGUAUUGGGACAUCCAUCCGUCACAGUUGCAGUAGUAUUGUUAAUUUAGAGCUUCUCCCUGAGCCGCCACGAACCAGGGCUCCUGGCAACCCUUGGCCACAGGUUUGA
Molecule: messenger RNA, 423 nt
Organism: Ilex paraguariensis (yerba mate)
Lineage: Eukaryota; Viridiplantae; Streptophyta; Magnoliopsida; Aquifoliales; Aquifoliaceae
Source: the annotation of a GenBank genome assembly